Molecule: messenger RNA, 1643 nt
Organism: Theobroma umbraticum
Lineage: Eukaryota; Viridiplantae; Streptophyta; Magnoliopsida; Malvales; Malvaceae
Product: NAC domain-containing protein 87-like
Biological process (GO): regulation of DNA-templated transcription
Molecular function (GO): DNA binding
Source: RefSeq, a predicted model, not a curated record
UUUGCCCUUUGUUCUACUUUCUUAACGGCCUUCCCUUCAUUUUUCUUCUGCAAAAGCCUGAUAUAUUUCUCCCUCUCUUUCCCUAUAUCCAUCUCUUCUUGCCCCUCUUUGCUUCCCAUAGCAGUUGCUUUGUAUUUCUUUCUUCUGGGUUUGUUUGCUUUUGUAUAAUUCUAUAAAGGGUUUUAGUAUUUAGAGGAGUUUCAAUGGAAGAAGCUAUCGUUGUUAACAAAGGAGAAGACCUCAUCGAUUUGCCGCCUGGUUUCCGGUUUCACCCGACGGAUGAGGAGAUCAUAACUCAUUAUCUUACAGAGAAGGUAAUGAACAGCAACUUCAGUGCAAGUGCUAUUGGUGAAGUUGAUUUGAACAAGUGUGAACCUUGGGAUUUGCCUAAGAAAGCUAAGAUGGGAGAGAAAGAAUGGUACUUCUUUUGCCAGAGAGAUAGGAAGUAUCCGACCGGGAUGAGAACAAAUCGAGCAACUGAAGCGGGAUACUGGAAGGCAACUGGCAAGGAUAAAGAGAUUUACAAAGGAAAAGGUUGCCUUGUUGGGAUGAAGAAGACCCUUGUAUUCUACAAAGGGAGAGCUCCCAAAGGAGAGAAAAGCAAUUGGGUCAUGCAUGAAUAUAGGCUUGAAGGCAAAUUCUCUUACUAUAAUCUCCCGAAGGGUGCAAAGGAUGAGUGGGUUGUUUGUAGGGUUUUCCACAAGAAUUCAGGGAUCAAGAAACCAAUUCCUGAUCACCUGUUAAGAAUGAAUUCUUUCGGAGAUGAUCUUAUGGACUAUACUUCACUGCCACCUCUUAUGGAUCCUACUUACUCCAACAAAGCCGGCUCGAGCUUUACCGAUGGUCAAAAUGAAUUCAAGGCCAUCGAUACAACGCCAAUGCCAAGAUCCUCAGAAGGAAACUAUCCCGGCAGCUCCAACUUCCCCACCAUGAAUAAUAAUCAAAACUUUCUUCAGGCUCCCAAUAACCAUUAUCAUCAGACAGGAAGCUCUAUUUUCAACCCUCAAAUUCCAAUCCAAAAUCCUAUUUUCUUCCAUCAAGGCACCCCAAAUUCUGCCUACUCGCACCAAGGGAGGACCAGCGGAGCAGCUCCAAGCAAUUACAGCACCGGCCUUGGAGGCAAUGAUCAGGCGAUUCUAAGAGCAUUGGCUGCCAAUAACAGUGCUGACACACGUAAAGCUGACAGGCAGUGCAAGGUGGAGCAGUUUUCAUCAAAUCAGUCCAUGGUCAGUCUCUCACAAGAUACCGGCCUCAGCACUGAAAUCAACAACACUGAGAUUUCAUCGGUGCUUUCCAAGAGUAUUGAACUUGGGAGCAGCAAAUCUUAUGAAGAUAUAGAAGAUUUGGGGUGUUUAUGGGACUACUAAAGUUGAAGGAAUAUAUACUGUUGAUGCAGCAAGUUGGCUUGUUAAUUUCCUAGGAAUAUAUGAUUUGAAACAGUCUGUCCCCACUAGGUAAUUUAAUUAUUAGGUUGGAAAGUUUCUUGGAUUCUGAUGAAGAAAAGAAAAUUAUACUUGUAUAGAUAGAUUCAUGGUUGUCCAAAUCUUGUUCAGAUUAUUACAUUUUCAUUAACAGAUAACUGGGAAAGAUUCCAUGUACAUGAAUUCUUUCUUAUGGUAGUGAAUUUAUUCUUAUUUUUUUUC